This is a messenger RNA of Cimex lectularius (bed bug), 2332 nucleotides long. It is a transcript of the gene Dnaaf6, whose product is annotated as protein PIH1D3. NCBI's taxonomy places the organism in Eukaryota, Metazoa, Arthropoda, Insecta, Hemiptera, Cimicidae. The transcript is spliced from 3 exons. Gene Ontology annotation, biological process: axonemal dynein complex assembly. Gene Ontology annotation, cellular component: cytoplasm. Bases 229 to 831 code for a protein of 200 amino acids. The record is from RefSeq and is a predicted model, not a curated record. Gene Ontology annotation, molecular function: protein-folding chaperone binding; dynein intermediate chain binding.
UAUUGUUUAAAUGUUAAAUAUUACAACAAACCAAACAUGUGUUAAUGUGAUUUACCAUAUUACGGAAUACAACGAGCAUUUAAGUUCUUUCACAAAAAAAAAACUUCUUUUAAUGCUAAGUUGUCAAGAUUAAAGUUUAAUCAAUAGAUUAUUGGCUUGCUGGUAUCCAAGUUAAACAACUUGUGAUUCUUGAUAGAGGAAAGAAUCAAAAAUCAAUAAAACCUCAAAAUGGAUGGCUUACUAUCUGCAAGCGAUAUGCGCGGUUUAGUGGAUCUGUUGAAGUAUCCUGAUGCUGACAAUGAUAGUUCAAGCGAUGAUGAUUUGCCAAAAUCAGGCAUUUCUAAACUUGGGCCAGGAGAUAUUGGUAAGAAGGUCAAGAUUAAAAUAAAAGGAAAUUCAAAGAAAGGAGGUGGUGAUGAGCAAGAAGAAAAAGGUGAUCCUCUGAGUAUCUGGGAUUUAUCCGAGGUACCUGAAGUGCCUUACUCAGAUGAUGCAGUUACAGAUCCUCGAAUCAAACCUGAAUGUGAUAUAAAAUUUAAACAAAUGGUAGGCUCCGAAGAUGUAUUUUUACAGUUGUCUGCAAAAACACCAGCAACUGCAAGUUGUGAAUGUAUGACGAUAACGAUGAACUUGGAAGGAGAAGUGAAGGAUGAUGUGGACUGCCACUUAACAAAAGAACAUUUGGAUAUUCGAUCACCGAGAUACCGACUUAGCAUGCCACUACCACAUCCAGUAGACACAGAGUCAUGUACAGCAGAAUGGGAUGCCGAUCAUUGUAAAUUGACUCUUAACCUUACAUUGAACAGGGAAUAUGACUAUGUGAAUUUCUAAAAAAGAACUUGUAGCAAAAUGUUCUAUUGUUUAUUAAUCCGGACAAAUAAAAAUUUACCAAUUUGAACUGACUAUAUUUAUAACAAUGUUGUCCUCUACAUAAGUACAUUUACAUUGUACACUCAAUAUAUUUAUAUAUAUAAAAAGUAAAAAUGUGUUCAAACAGCAUUUUUUAAGAGGCAAACAACCGUUUGCUUUUGGUAAUGUGGAGCCUUGGCAACUGUAAAAUCCACUACCUGAAGAGAGGCAUACAGUUAAUGACAAUUGACCAUAAAAAUUGUUUUCUAAGAAUGUUAAAUAUGGGGAGUUUUAAUAAUUAAUAAAUAAUGCCAUGAAUAUUUCAUUUUAUAACUAUUUAUGUACAUUUUUUUUGUAUAAUUGAGUUUUAGCAUUAACAAAUUUUAAUUGAAUUACAAAUGUAUUAUGAGAAAGUCACUGAGAUCAUGGCAUGUAGAACAAAUAAUCUUUCAUUUUCUUUUGUAAUCAUUACCAUAAGUCACAUUCCAAAAAAUUUAAAAAAAAUGUACAAAAUAAAUAAUUUAAAAAAUGCCUCUCCAUAAAAUAUAAUCAUUAAUAAAUAUUGAUUAGAUUUUAAUCUAAAACUUUCAUUUGGUGUGGAGGAUAAAACUAUGCAAGCAGGAUUUUUAAUAAUCAAUCUAACCUACAUAAAUUAAUUAUAUAAUACUUAGUAAUACCUCCAUUUAUUGAAUAAGAUACUGCCCAUCAAUAGAGUACCUCUUUCCACAACACAAAUGAAGCGAAGCUUAGCCUCAACUAUUGAUUCUGUAUAAAACGUAAACAUUAAAUUAAGCGAUUUUUUGUUUUUAACCAGACAAAAUAUAGAACAAUUUUUGAACUUAUGGUACAAUUUACAAUAGGCAUCAUCACUAUCUGUUUGUGAUGUAAAAUUUGUUGGUUUUUUUCUUAAAUCUUUGUCACAACUAAAAUGCACCACACUUUUCUUCUCCAAUUAAAUGCACAAAAAAAAAAUGCCAUCGAUUUUAUGAUAAAUAUAACCCAGUCUUAAUCGAGGCAUUCGAACUAUUAACUAAGCAAUUUUUAAAUAUUUACAAUGUGCUAUUUAUAUAUUUAUUUAUAUAUAUAUAUAUAUUAUAUAAGAGCAGAGACUUUUAAUAAAUUUGUCCCCUCACCUUGUUCAUUAACUGAAUCACUUUACAAGUCAAUUUUCUAUCAUGAAUGUACACAUGAUUUUAGGCUAAUUAAGAUUUGUAUUCUUUUUUUAAUAAUUAUUUUUAUUAUUAUGUACAAUGUGAGCUACACUAAAUUUGUGCCGGGAUAAAAAUAAAAACAAUAAAAUAAAAACAAUAGUUCGAGCUGUCGUCAAUUUAUGAAAAUGUCAAAACUGAAGUACUGUGACAGCACAAUUUUAUAUGUUAAUUUUUUAAUCUGGACCUGUAAAUUUAAAUUCUUAAUAACAUGACAAAUAGAAAAGAUCACAUAUAUAUAUAUAUAAAUAUAUAUUUAUCAAGUAAAAAAAAAA